Messenger RNA from Oenanthe melanoleuca, 2398 nucleotides. RefSeq names its product NOP14 nucleolar protein (gene NOP14). Gene Ontology annotation, cellular component: nucleolus; small-subunit processome; Noc4p-Nop14p complex. The record is from RefSeq and is a predicted model, not a curated record. The coding region runs from base 319 to 2289 and encodes 656 amino acids. Gene Ontology annotation, biological process: maturation of SSU-rRNA. Lineage: Eukaryota; Metazoa; Chordata; Aves; Passeriformes; Muscicapidae. The transcript has 13 exons.
GUACUUGGGCAAAGCUCUCGCGAGAGGUGCCAAGGUGCCGGUGCGCAUGUGGGGCUGCUGGUCAUGGAGGGUUGAGGGGCGCGUUGGGGCUGCGCUGCUUUUUUCUGUCUCUUCCUCCUCUCUUGCGGUCUCUCCUCCGCUCCACGCCCCUCUGGCUCUCACAGAGGGCAGGUGUCAGGCCAAGAGGGAAUUCGGGGGGUUUUGCGCCCCCCCGGGAGCCAUUUUGCUCGCCCCGUUCGCACCUCCAGUCUUUGCCCCGCACACUGAGGGCUGAGCCGCUGCCUCCCCACCGCGUCUCCACUGGCGGCCGGAGCAGAGAUGGGGAAGGCGGCGAAACGGAAGAAAAAGGUGUCAGUGCCCUCCACAGCAAAGGGCCCCGUGAAGUCAGCGAUGGCCGUGGUCAAGAGCAACCCCUUUGAGGUGAAAGUCAACAGGCAGAAGUUUGACAUCCUGGGGAGGAAGACCAAAAAUGAUGUGGGGCUGCCUGGUGUGUCACGGUCCAAGGCCAUCAAGAAGCGCAAUCAAACAUUACUGAAAGAAUAUAAAGAAAGAGAAAAGACAAAUGUAUUUAAAGAUAAACGUUUUGGUGAAUAUAACACCAAAAUAACUCCCGAGGAAAAGAUGAUCAGACGAUUUGCUCUGGAAAGACAGCAAAAUUAUGGAAAGAAGAAUAUCUAUAAUCUUAAUGAAGAUGAGGAAUUGACUCACUAUGGCCAAUCUUUGGCAGAAAUUGAAAAACUAAAUGAUAUUGUUGAUAGUGACAGUGACACAGAAGAAAGAGGAACACUAUCAGCUGAAUUAACUGCUGCUCACUUUGGAGGGGGUGGAGGCCUCCUUCGUAAAAAAGUAUCAAGUGAGCAGCAAGAUGAAGAAGAGGAAAAACCUAAGUCUAGGAAAGAACUCAUUGAAGAGAUGAUAGCCAAAUCUAAACAAGAAAAGCAAGAGAGGCAAACUCGGAGAGAAAGUACCUUAGAACUGACAGAAAAACUUGACAAAGACUGGAAGGAAAUCCAAACCCUUAUUACUCGCAAACCCCCAAAAUCAGAGAGAAAAGACAAAGAAGUAGAAAAACCCAAGCCUGAUGAAUAUGAUAUGAUUGUUCGAGAACUUGGAUUUGAGAUGAAAGCAAAACCUUCAGAAAGGCUGAAGACAGAAGAAGAAUUGGCCAAAGAGGAGCAGGCCCGACUCCAGAGGCUCGAGGCAGAUCGAUUACGUCGAAUGCGUGGAAUAGAUGAGGAGGCAAAUAAAAAGAGGCCCAGCCACAUGUCAGCGGAUGAUUUAGCUGAUGGCUUUAUCCUGGAUAAAGAUGACAGACGUUUAUUGUCUUACAAGGAUGGAAAAAUUAAUAUUGAAACUGAGGAGGAGAAAGAAGAGGAGGAAGGAGAGGAAGAAGAAGAGGAGGAAGGAGAGGAAGAAGAAGAGCGGGAAGGAGAGGAAGAAGAUAAUGAGAAUGAAGAAGAAAGUCAGGAAGAAUCUGCAAGUGAAGAUGAGGAUGGUGCUGCAGAUAGCCACUCUGAUCUUGAAUCUGAUCUUGAGAGUGAAGAAGAAGCUGCAGGGAAUAAAAAAGAGAAGAAACACAAGGCAAAUGAAAAUGAGCCACAGAAUGUGGAGAAAUUAGAUCCAAAGAGAGAAGCUGCCAAAUCAGAGCUUCCCUAUACAUUUGCUGUUCCUGAGUCCUGUGAGACAUUUAAGUCUUUAUUGGCUGGAAGAACAAUAGAACAACAACUUAUUAUACUGGAGAGGAUUCAAAAAUGCAAUCAUCCAAGCCUUGCAGUGGGAAACAAAGCAAAGUUGGAAAAAUUGUUUGGCUUCCUUUUGGAAUAUAUUGGAGAGUUAGCAGCUCUGGAUUUACCAGAGCUCAGAGCAAUUGACAAACUGGUCCUGCCAUUGUACAAUCUUUGCCAGAUGUUUCCUGAGGCAGCCAGUGACAGUAUCAAGUUUAUCCUUCGAGAUGCUGCACAUGAUCUGGAAGAAGUAAUUGAAGUCAAAGGCCGUGCAACAUUUCCAGGUUUAGACACGCUUAUUUAUUUGAAAAUUGUAUCUCUACUGUUUCCAACUUCUGACUUCUGGCACCCUGUUGUAACACCUGCUUUUAUGUACAUGAGUCAGCUACUUACUAAGUGUCGGAUUACAACAUUGCAAGAUGUUAUUAAAGGGUUAUUUGUAUGCUGUUUGUUCCUGGAAUAUGUAUCUUUCUCCAGAAGAUUUGUACCAGAACUCAUCAAUUUCCUUCUUGGAGUACUUCACAUCUCUCUACCCAAAAACCAGGCCCAGGGUGAGUUUGUUUAAAGUAAACAAGUAUUUAGUUUAGAGUCUGCUUUAGUAUUGGGGUUUAUCUUUUAAAUUUUCUAAAUACAAAUAUUUCACACUGAUUUCAUUGUUUUUGAACAAAAGGCCA